Molecule: messenger RNA, 1862 nt
Organism: Pantherophis guttatus
Lineage: Eukaryota; Metazoa; Chordata; Lepidosauria; Squamata; Colubridae
Gene: ITFG2
Product: integrin alpha FG-GAP repeat containing 2
Biological process (GO): regulation of TOR signaling
Cellular component (GO): KICSTOR complex
Molecular function (GO): protein binding
Source: RefSeq, a predicted model, not a curated record
GCCAGCGAGAGCCGCCGGCGCUAGAGCGGCCAUGCGCUCGGUGAGCUACGUCCGCCGGGUGGCUCUCGACUUCGGCGGCAGCCUCUUCCCGCGCGCCGUCUCCCUGGGCGACGCCGACAACGACGCGGUGGGUCCCCGGGAGCUGAACGAACUAGUGGUAGGAGAUACCAAUGGGAAACUGUUUGUAUACAAGAAUGAUGAAAGUCAGCCCUGGACUUUACGUUCCUGUCAAGGAAUGCUCACCUGCGUUGGUGUUGGAGACGUCUGCAAUAAGAAGAAGAAUUUGGUUGUCGCGGUGAGUGCGGAAGGUUGGUUUCAUCUCUUCGACCUCACGUCGCCCUCAAAGCAUGGGGAUGUGCUGGGCCACCACGAGCUCCCCAACCCCGAUGAUCCAAAAAUGGCAUUUAAGCAGCACAUACCAGCCAACACCAAAGUUAUGCUGAUUGAUGAUAUCGAUGGAGAUGGAAAAAAUGAAUUGGUGAUAGGCUACACGGACCGCGUGGUACGAGCCUUUCGCUGGGAGGACUCGUCGGAGAGUUCCGAUAGCCUCUCUGGACAGCUGGUGCUGCUGAAAAAAUGGCUGCUGGAAGGACAGGUGGAUAGCCUCUCUGUGAACCCAGAUGCCGAUGGCUCCCCUCAGAUGAUGGUGUCCCAGCCAGGCUGCGGAUAUGCAGUCUUGCUCUGCACUUGGAAACAAGAGCAGCAGCCUCCCACAGAGACCGUGGACACUUCUGCAUCUAGCAGGGAAGGUCCCGUCCGGGACGUCAUUCUUCAUCAGACGUCGGGUAGAAUUCACAACAAGAAUGUUUCCACUCAUCUGAUUGGAACCAUUGGCAGAGGUUGUUCAAAGGAGCCCAAAGGGCUGGGUCUGUUCGCGCUCUGCACAUUAGAUGGGACUCUGAAGCUCAUGGAGGGAGCAGACAAGCUGCUGUGGUCUGUGCAAGUGGACCAUCAACUUUUUGCUCUGGAAAAACUGGACGUCACGGGAAACGGUUACGAGGAGGUGAUUGCUUGUGCCUGGGACGGACAGACGUACAUCAUCGAUCACAACCGGACAGUGGCCAGGUUCCAAGUGGAUGAAAACGUCAGCGCCUUCUGUGCCGGCUUCUAUUCUUGUAAAGGGGACUAUAACAGCCCUUGCCUGGUCUACGUCAGUUUCAACCACAAGAUCUACAUCUAUUGGGACGUACAGUUAGAAAGGAUGGAGUCCACCAAUUUGCUGAAGACGCUGGAGAACAAUUCAGAAUGCGGAGAACUCCUGCUUCGGCUGGAUGUAGCUAAAAAUGAUGUUUCGGCUGUCAAAGAUCUGAUUCACAAGACCUUAUACUUUCCCAAGAAAGCAAUUAAAUAGUCACGGCACGGAAGAAACUCCCAUCUCCAGCACUCUUGUUAUGCAUUUUAGAACUCCGAUGUCCUCCGUUCCAGUGCAUAAUCGGGAACAAAGCAACUCGCAAUGGAAGUUUAUGAGCCCCGGUGGCACAGUGCGGCAUUGCAGGCUGACUCUGCUCGCUGCCAGCAGUUCGAUCCCGACUGGUUCAAGGUUGCCUCAGCCUUCCGUGGUCAAUAAAAUGAAGACCCAGGCGGUUGGGAGGCAAGAGCCCGAUUCUGUAAACCGCUUAGAGAGGGCUGCAAAAGCCUUGUGAAUUGGUAUAUAAGCCUUAAGUGCUAUUGCUAAUGUAUCACGCUCCCUCGUUUCUUAAAAGCCGAAAAGUGCAAGGUUGAAUAUGUAAACAUGUAUGUGUAUAUAUGUAAAUAUGUCAUCAGGCUGAAUCUUGUGUUGUUGUUAACUUAUUUUCUUCCCCUUGGUCUUAAGUUACGGGUUUUUAAGGAAAGCUUCAAUAAAGAAAAGUCUUGACAAGUCA